Messenger RNA from Racocetra persica, 159 nucleotides. Lineage: Eukaryota; Fungi; Glomeromycota; Glomeromycetes; Diversisporales; Gigasporaceae. The record is from the annotation of a GenBank genome assembly.
AUGCCAACUGAUGCGUCGGAAAUCAAAGACUUUUGGCCUACAAUGUUAAUGGACUAUCUGACAGAAGCAUAUAAUGCUGUAGAGCUUGGACCCGUGAACUCCUUAUCCGGAUCCGUACGGUUAACCGUAUAUCCAGGUGUUAUAAUUGUCUCACGGGUG